Neoarthrinium moseri is the source of this 480-nucleotide messenger RNA. RefSeq lists its product as uncharacterized. Lineage: Eukaryota; Fungi; Ascomycota; Sordariomycetes; Amphisphaeriales; Apiosporaceae. Bases 1 to 480 code for a protein of 159 amino acids. The record is from RefSeq and is a predicted model, not a curated record. The transcript is spliced from 2 exons.
AUGCUCUACGGCAUCGCUCUACUCACUGCGCUGUGCGCCAGUCCCUGCCUCGGCAAUAUUGCCAACGACUUCGACAAGGUUGCAGAGGCAGCGCCCCCUGUCCGCUUUACCUGGCUCCGCAAGAGCGAGGCCACCCCUCGCUUCAAGAACCUCUUCGUCCACUCGAUUCCGGAUGAUGGAGUCCGCUGCCUUGCUCAGGGUCAGCUGGACGGUCCUCCCGUCCAGGACUGUCUCGACGUUCUGAACUUCGUAAAGGAACAGAAGGAUCCCUUCCACAUUGACGCCGGCAUGUGCUGGGCUGCGCAGCAUGGCGGCUGUGUGGCCAUCGUGUGUGCAGAGAAGGAAGCCCUAGAUUUGUCGCCGAAGAAGGAUAUGCAUUGGGACGAGUUGACAAGUCAGUGUCUCAAUAGGGGCCACAGUGGCACGUACAGGGCCGGCGACCUUGGCCUGGAGACGUCCUUGUUGAAGUGGACUGCUUGA